Molecule: messenger RNA, 815 nt
Organism: Juglans microcarpa x Juglans regia
Lineage: Eukaryota; Viridiplantae; Streptophyta; Magnoliopsida; Fagales; Juglandaceae
Product: 50S ribosomal protein L18
Exons: 2
Coding region: 74-640 (188 amino acids)
Biological process (GO): translation
Cellular component (GO): ribosome
Molecular function (GO): 5S rRNA binding; structural constituent of ribosome
Source: RefSeq, a predicted model, not a curated record
GUGUAGAAGGCCCAAUUCUUAUCGGGACAGCGCAAGUGUAAGAAGGCAGAUAGCAGAGCUUCAAGGCUUAAAGAUGGCGUGUAUAUCAAGUCCCGCGUCAUCCUCGUCACCGUUUAUUCUUCCAACUGAGUUGCUUCCGAGUCGUUCACUGAAACCCACGUCGCUUUCUUGGACAUCUUCCUUUCCCAAGCUCGGCAUUUUCUCCAAUUGCGUUGCAGUCCCACCUAGCCCCAUACUCAAAAAGGGUUCUUUCAUUCAAGCUGCCUGGACCCGGAGAUCUCGAAGUGAGGCUGCUAAAAGACCAAAUAAGAAAUCAUGGAAACAAAGGACAGAUAUGUACAUGAGACCAUUUUUACUAAAUGUUUUCUUUUCAAAGCGAUUUGUCCAUGCAAAAGUUAUGCACCGGGCCACCAGCAAAGUGAUAUCUGUUGCCACCACGAAUUCCAGGGACCUGAGGUUUACGUUACCAUCACUCACCGAUCACAAUGCCUGUCGAGUUAUUGGGAAGCUGAUUGCAGAGAGGUCAAAGGAAGCUGAUGUAUUUGCAAUGUCUUAUGAGCCCAGAAAAAACGAGAGAAUUGAGGGUAAGCUCGGGAUUGUUAUCGACACCAUUAGGGAAAAUGGGAUUAUGUUUGUUUAAUUUCCCUUUGCUUAGAGAGGUUUUAGAUGCUUUAACUUUUCUGUGCUAGUGAAAUAGAAACUUGAGGUGGGGAGGACACUCCCUUAUUCUGUAAGGUACUGUUGCAUUUAACUGUUAUAUUUUAAUCUUUGAAGAUUAUGAGAGAAUGGUAUUAGAAUUGAAGUCAUUAUGCUUA